UAAUGUAGGUAUGUUAAUAGGAUCCUUAAAAACGUUAAAGCAUGAUAUAAUCAAAAUUAAACAUACGUCUUAAAAGCUGUCCCCAAGACAACUCAUGCACUAAUUCGAACUUCGCCGUCGAAAACGAAGAAGAGCAGACCUGCUCUGUGAUUGGCCGGCUAAUUUCCGGACGUGACGUUAACAAGUAGCACGCCGAGUUUGAGCGCGCUUGUUCAUUGGGAAAGCUUUAGUGAAUAAAAGAAACAAUAACCAUGAAGAUUUAUUUUUGUGGAAGUAUCCGUGGCGGGAGAGAUGACGUGCAACUUUACCAGAAAGUGGUCCAAAAACUUCAGAAGUUCGGAACCGUCCUCACCGAACACGUGAGCAGCGACACGCUCACGGACAAAGGAGAGGGGUCGUUAGGAGACCGAAUCAUUCACGACCGGGACCUGGACUGGCUCCGUCAAGCUGAUGCUGUCGUUGCCGAGGUGACGCAGCCGUCGCUGGGCGUGGGCUACGAGCUUGGCCACGCCUACGUGAUGAGGAAGAGGAUUCUGUGUCUCUUCAGGCCUUCAUCAGGACGUACGUUGUCGGCCAUGAUCCGAGGGGCGGCAGAUGGCGAGCUGAUGAUGGUGCGAGACUAUAGUGAGGAGCACCUGGACCAUGUUCUGGAUCAGAUUCUGGACGAGUUCUUCAAAACAAAGCCAGCCGAGCCUCUCUGAAUUGUACUUCCUGUCUUUUAUUUUGAAGGUCAUCUCCCCCUCAUAUAAGAGGACCUGUGACUUCCUGGCCACCUUCACAAUAAACACAUUUGAUAAAGUGAAGCAUCAAACGUGGUCAUGUGACCAGUUAGGGUAGCAAGACACCACAAGUCUUAACAUUUUUAAUUUGAAAAUAUACAUCAGCUUACAAAUUGAGAAAAUAAAAGCAUUCAUUCAUCAUUUGAAGCACUUUUGUCAAACAGAAGUAAAGGAAAUGAAAUUACGGGAACGUUUGAGUCGGGACGCUUGCAGUGCAAAGGUCAGCGACGGUGAGAGCACCUGUUGGCGAGGAGGCGGAGUUACAUUAAAGUUCCUGUCCGUCACUUUGCAGAGCGGCCAUGUUGUCACAUGUUUGCUUAGUAAACACAACAAGCUAGCACAGAUUGUGAAAAGCACGUCAACUAAUAAAUAAAAUACU
Messenger RNA from Doryrhamphus excisus (bluestripe pipefish), 1158 nucleotides. It is a transcript of the gene dnph1, whose product is annotated as 2'-deoxynucleoside 5'-phosphate N-hydrolase 1. Gene Ontology annotation, molecular function: 5-hydroxymethyl-dUMP N-hydrolase activity. Gene Ontology annotation, cellular component: nucleus. Gene Ontology annotation, biological process: deoxyribonucleoside monophosphate catabolic process. The record is from RefSeq and is a predicted model, not a curated record. NCBI's taxonomy places the organism in Eukaryota, Metazoa, Chordata, Actinopteri, Syngnathiformes, Syngnathidae.